GUUAGCCUCAAAAUCGUCAGUGUUUCGCGAAAUUGGAGUGAAUUACAAUAAUAAAACUGUGCUAGAAUACUCUCUAAUCCACCAGACAACAUUUGAGAUGGCACUACUGAUAUUAUUAUCUCUACAACCAGCUGUAUAUUGACAACAAUGUGUGAUUUAUUUUGGAAACAGAAGCAUUUCUAACAAUAACAACAUACUUCAUGAGACUACGCAAUUUUGCAAAACAACACAUUUAGAUAGUUUUAGUAGUGCAAUUUGAAAGUGAAAUGGCAGUGUUUAGGAAUAUUUUACGUAAAGCAUAUUUUUGGAAGAAAUUUGAUGAUCAAAACCAAGUAAACAAAGACAAAGAAGAUGAUACAAGAACUUUGAGAGAAUCGUCGUAUGUUUUUCAUGUUCAAAAUGUUAUUACUUGGGAUAACCCAUCUUACAGCUUUCUUUGGAUUGGACUUGUAAAUUUAUUAUUUUGGUUAUCAGUAAUUUUGGAUUACAAAGCUCCGGCGAUCGUCUCGACCAUUUCACUGCUAAUCUGUCUGCAUGGAAUGUGGACCAAUAAGAUUUGGCCAGAAAUCAGAGUGAAGAGGUGCAACGAAGAUGAAGAAAAUAGAAGAAGAAGAAGUAUGAACGGUAGCGGAGAUCAUGGUUCUCCAAUGCUGAGCGAAUAUCUUCAGAGUUCAUGGGAAACUUGUAGAAAUAAUUUUUCAAAACUCUUGAAUAUGAGGGAACAGAAUAAAAUUCAGUUUUUUGCUGUGAUGGCUGGAAUGUUCAUCGCGAUAUUCAUGAUAGGACAAAUGAUAUCUGGAUUUCUGCUGACCUAUUUAAUAGUAAUGGCCAUUAUGAUUGGACCUGGCUUGUGGAUACAUGUUUUAUCAAAAGAAACAAAAACCUGGAUCAUCAACUAUGUGGAGUGCUUGUGCAAUAUAUUAAACCAGACUGGUGAUGCAGCAAACACAGAAGAGGAGGAUGAGUAUAUGCUUGAAGAGAGUGGUGAGAAUAUGGCUGUUUUGUCUAGAUUUGUUGACGGUGAAGACACCAAUGACAGUUUCUAUUCGAAAGGUUCAGCAACUCCACUAUCAUUCGUGACAGGUGUGGCAACCAUGCCAUCCCAUGAUGACAUCAGCCUGGACUCGAUGCCAUCAUUCAGUGAGCUGGAUCUUGCCUUGGAAAACAGCUCUCAACGUACUGUGAUCCUGAAAGAUGUUGAAGAUUUCUCAGAUGACAGCAGCUCAAAUGAUCCAGCCAUCAUGGACUUCCAGAGUGGCCAUUUCAAUGGCAACGAGUCAUCAGGUGAUGAAGAGGAGAACAUGUAUGCUAGAGAUCUCACAUUCACAGAAACAGACUGUACUCACACAUCCACUGAACCAGCGGGCAUUUCAUUCAGUUCAGUUUUGACAGCAACCACCUCAAAUCUGGGCAACUUGGGUGCAGUGGUUGGACAAACACUGCUCACUAAUGUUGUGAACCGGGCCUUGGGGUACACUGGUGAAAAUCAACCAAAAUCCGGCCCAGAGGACCAAAAAUUGAAAAUGGCCAAAAACGAUUCUUCAAACUCACUCAGUAGCAAUGAGGACUUUGAAUUGAUAUCUCAUGAUGAAGUGUCAUAGAAUUUUCAGUAUAUGUGUUUCAAAGCAGAUAAGUGCUGUGAACUAUGUUUUCAUAUUUGCUACUCUCUCUUGGUAUAACUUGUAUGUUACUACAAUCAUUGUUCUCAUUGCAAUCUUUAUCAUCCUUAUCUAUCAACAAUUGUUCCAUGUUCCCAAUAUUGCUGUUUCUUGUUGCUGUGUAACUCUGUAUUGGUAUAGUAUUACUUUGAAAAUUCUCUAGUAUAAACUUGUUUUUUAUUUUCUUUUUAUCAAUCUAUUGUGAGUGGUUUCACAAUAGUGACAAAAUUGUGAUGAUGUAUAUCAUGAGAUUCAUUUGAGCAAACAUUGAUCACCAAUUUUAUGUUGAAAUUCAGUAAUCAAAGAUUGAUUUAGUAACCAAACACUAGUCAAUUUUGUUCAACCAGUUGCCAUUUCCAUAAAUGCCAAUCUUCCAUAAUUCAAACUGACACAAGUUUUAUUCCCUAACUAAACUUUCUAUCAUGAUAAUCUCAUCAAUUUCAUUCUUUGACUUCUAUUUUACUGUGUUCUCGACAUUGUUGUUAAACCUCAUUGUGGAUUAGCAUUUUCUGGUUAAUAACAAUUGAAAUAAAUGCUCAAGUUGAUAAGAUGCUGUAAUCUAGGACCAGGUAGAAAUCACUUUAUUGACAGCAAUAAACUGUUGAUCCAAUUUCAAAUACAAAAGUUGAAUGGUUUGUUUGUCAGUUGUGUAUAGCAAUAAAAAUUUAUUUCAUCAACUUUUUAAUUCUUGAGGAUAUUAAAACUCCUAUGAAGAAAAAUUUAGUGAAACAGAAUAGUUUUGAUGGAAUUAUUGUGAAUGAUGCAUCUUUCUGUGGUAUUCAAUUUUACCAAUGCACUGAAAAUUAGUAUUCACUUGUAAUUGAAUGAACAUGCAGUCUAUAGUCAAUUAUAAUGUUUAAAUUUUGAUGUUCUGAAGUAGAUUAAUGUACUGAUUUUAUUAUUUUAUGAUCCACCUUUUGUAAGGAAUUGCAAGAGAAAAUAUUGAGUGGAAAAUUCAAGGAUUGAUAAUUAGUAUGCUGAUAUGGAUGUUUCUAUUUACAGUCACUAUAUAAACAGAGUUAUAUAGUUACUGUAGUUCAGUUGUAAGAAGAGGGUUGAAAUUGCAGCACUGGAAGAGGGAAAAAUCUCUGCACAUGUGCUCUGUCUCUCUUGCAAUCUGUUCUGCAUUAACAGGCAGGGCAGCCAACCUUAUGUCUAUAGUGAGAUUCACGUCAUAAAGUCAGUGGAAAACAAAACAUAUGACUUCAAUGUUGCCAAUUCUCAAUUGUUACCAACGCCUUCUACAUUAAAUAGCUGUGAUUCAAGUUUUCCAGUAUAUUUGAUGUAAUAUCAAUUGCUGAUUUCUGUUCAUAAUAUUAUCAACUCUAUCUAAAAUAUAAACUAUUCGUGAAUUCUUUAUUCUCUAUUGAUUCAUAAAAUAAGUACGGUACAUCAUCAAAAAUUAUAAAGAGAGAAAAAAAUAUUCUCCCAUCAUUCAAUUUCUGUAAUUUUUAAAUAUUGAAAAAAAAAUUUUGUUAGUUCAUUAUGUUUCUCCAUAGUCAACAAACAAUUUGACAACAUUGUGGUGGUAGGAAAGGAUAGAGGUAUCUUUUUUCCAAUGGCGGACAAGGAUAGCAAACCAAUGCUAAUCAGGUGCUGACUUUAUGACAUGAAUUACACUAUAGUCUACCUUUUCUAAUGACUGAACAAGGAUGAAUGAUUAAAUGUCUGAGAAAAAAUAUGGAGAAACACAAUAAUUAAUGGUGAGAGAUUUUCCUUCCUAAACUCAAUUUUUCUUUGGGAUCCACCCAGUACAUUUCUCAUAAUGCUUUCUAAUUUAAUUUGUAUUGUGAGAUAUACAAAAAUAAGUUGUUUUUUAUAUAGGGCUAUCAAUGAGGUUGCUCUUUUACUGAAAUAAAAUAUGAAUCCAAGUCUUAAGCUGCAUUUACACCAAAGUUGAUAACAAAAUGCUAAUAACUUAAUCCUUAUAGAUUCUAUUAGAUUGACCAUAACUUAUCAUACACAUGAUGAACAUAUGUGUUUGUCAAGUUCCGUUCAAUUUAAUAGAAUCUAUAAGGAUUAAGUUAUUAACAUUUUGUUAGUAACACCAAAGUUAUUAACAAAAUGUCUAUUUUUCCCUCCUUAUACAUUCUAUCAUAUUAAAUGGAGCUUGACAAACACAUAUGCACAUCAUGUGUAUAAUAAGUUAUGAUGAAUCUAAUAGAAUCUAUAAGGAUGGAAAAAUAAACAUUUUGUUAAUAACAUUGGUGUAAACACAGCUUUAUAGUCUUCUCUGAUGUUUUUUUUUAGUUCAGUGAGAUUUUCUUUAAAUUGUCAGCAUUUUCUAUUAAUAACAUCAAUGCUUUCCAUUCAAUCAAUGCUGACAGUUUAAAGAGAAUCUCACUUUAGUGGACUGGCUAAUAGUGGUGUGUGUUGGAAUUAGAAACUACUUUUGAGAUAACCCUUGUAAAUGUCUGAAUAAUUGUGCUGUGAAUAUGUAAUAGAAUGAUAAUACAGUGAAGUGCGUAGUUUGAAUGGAAUAUUUUUGUAUAAUACAGAUUACAGAAGUCGUGGAUUGUAUUUUAAUAAUGCAUCAAUUAUUGUGUUACAUUCAUACUCGUAAAGCUGGGUCCAUACUGAACAAAUGUGCGACAAACAUGUUUGUUGAAACAGUUUGGGAAAAUUUUAUUAUGUUUGCCCGUGGCCAGUGUGCGUCACCAAACAAAAUAUUGUAAGUGGGGAGAACAGUUUUUUAUGUUUUACAGCAAACACUGAAAAUUUUUGGAAAACAGUAAUUUUUUGUUUGUCAAACAAUGAUUGUCCAAACUUUUUAAAAUGUUUGUCCCUGAGCCCUUCAACAAACAUGUAUGUCCAACAGUU
Messenger RNA from Nilaparvata lugens (brown planthopper), 4478 nucleotides. Its product is annotated as reticulophagy regulator 2-like. The coding region runs from base 267 to 1601 and encodes 444 amino acids. The transcript has 6 exons. Lineage: Eukaryota; Metazoa; Arthropoda; Insecta; Hemiptera; Delphacidae. The record is from RefSeq and is a predicted model, not a curated record.